AAAGAAAGAUCAAAAAGAAAAUAUUAAAAUGGCGGACAAUGAUGUUGAUUCUAUUAUUGCAAAUUUAUUUACACCUGAUGAAACUAAUUGGACACCGUCACAGAAAAUCCCUGUUAUAUUGAAAGAAAUUGAAAAAGCCAAAGCUGAAAUGAAAGUAUUUUUGAACAAUAAUGAUUUUGAUGUAGCAGCCGUUUUGAAAGAGGGAAAUGAAUUGUGUGCUGAAAGCCAGGGUCUAGUCCAAGAAAUGGAAGCUUGUAAACAAGAAAUAGAAACGGUUACUAUGGCUGAAAUUCUGAAGUCUAUAGAGAGUCAUGAUUUGAUUGCUAAGGAACUAGAAUCAGUGACGUUUGCGUACAGUAUAGUUAAUGAUAUUAUUAACUGUGGGAAAUAUUUAAAGGAAUUUGAAGAAGGAAAGGAAGUUCAGAGCUUUACUAGAGCUGUGGAAGCUGUAUAUGAUUUACUUAUGUAUAUAGAAAAUCCAUCAGAGGGUUUCGAUCAGUUGGAAAUAUAUAGCAAUGCAAAAGUUACUGGCCAGUUGAUUUUAGAAAAUAUAGUCAGAGAUUUAUUCUUGGAAUGGGACAGAAUGGUUUGUUUCAAUUCCAGGACUGAUGAUAGGAAUUGUACCACAGUCACCAUAACAUUGACUCUGAAUGAAUCUUUGUUAAGCAUAGAUGUGUUAAACGCUUUAGACAAAUGUAAGAAACUGGAUGAACGUGUUGAUGAAUUGGCACAGUUUAUUAUGAAAGAGGUUCUUAUACCAUUCAUGCAUGAGUAUUGCCUGACUUAUUCAGAAACCGAUGAUGUAACUGUUGUUACAGUGUCGAUAGAACAUAAGAAAGAUUAUGUACCAACUUAUGAGGAAGUUAUAACAAACAUUAGAUUAUUCUUCCAUUAUUUAAGCCAAAAGUUAAAUGUAGAGUUUAAGAGGUCUACGACACUGAUGAGUUUGAUUGGACGUCAGCUCCGUGACGAAUUCACGGAAAUGAUUGUUAAAGAUGUUUUCAUUCAUACAGUGCCCAAUAAUAUUACUGAUUUGCAAGCUUACAACUCAGUGACAUCAGUAAUACACAGUUUUCAACAGUUCUUAUCGUCAGUGUACUUUUAUCCUGAGAAGGGCUACUCUUUGUUAAAUUAUAUGAAUAAUAUUGACUAUCUUUUCGCCGAUCGAUCUAGCCAGUAUUUUCUAGAAACCGCUAGAAGUAUAAUGUUGAAGGAUUUAAGUGUAUCAAUGUCGAUAGGCGUGGAAAAGAUUCCUGAAGGUGGUAGAUUACGGAGACUAAGCAAUGGCGAUUAUAAUGAAGCAGUGACUAUUCUGGACACGACAAUGCCAAACAGUCUGUUCUAUUUCCCGAGGUGUAUGAUAUCCAAGACUGCGCAGGAGUUAUUAGAUCUUGUAUAUGGGUUGAUGGAACAGGCAGUUCAGUGUACAGAUGUUGUUUGCAGAAAGCUUUAUAAUACAGCAAGGUUGAUUUUCGAGUUGUACGAUGCUGUGGUUCCGUACCAUCAUGAGAAUUUCCUACUCACAAUUCCACAAUAUGUGGCUCUCUUCCACAACAACUGCAUGUACUUAGCGCACAACUUGCAAACGCUUGGUGACAAAUGGCUCAACCUCAUGGAGGGGUGCGAGGUUUCAUAUGCAAUUAGCUUCGUGGACCUCGUGCAGAAGAUGAGGGACCUCGGCUACAAGUAUCUCACCAUGCAGAUGCAACAGCAGAGGAAACAGAUAUUGGAUAAUAUACGGACUUCUGAUCUUAACUGUAUCGUAGCAAAGGAUGUACUAAACGAGAAUGCGGAGGCAGCUGUUCGCCAGUGUUUGCGACAGUUACAGAUAUUGAAGAAUGUCUGGAUCGGAGUAUUUCCCGCGAAUGUAUUUACAAGAUUAAUGGCAACAUUGGUGAACAUGUUCUUGGACGAAUUAAUCCAUCGCGUGUGCACAGUGGAGGACAUCUCUGUAGAGAUGGCAACACAGCUCACUGACAUGUACAACCUCGUUGUGCAGAAGACACCACAGCUGUUUCACAAACCAGCAGACGUCGAAAGUCAUGUGCAGCCUUGGCCAAAGUUCAAAGAGUUGAUCUUCGUACUUGGGGCUUCACUGAGAGACCUCGAGAGCCACUGGAACGACGGCACUGGACCACUGGCAGUCCACUUCAAGACGGAGGAGCUAAGGAAUCUUAUCAAAGCACUGUUCCAAAAUACACAAUACCGCGCAAAUUUCCUGUCGAAAAUUAAAUAGUUGUCUAUGGUUCAUGUAUUCAAUGUUUAAAUUAAAUGUGUUUAAUAGUUGGAA
Molecule: messenger RNA, 2290 nt
Organism: Zerene cesonia (dogface butterfly)
Lineage: Eukaryota; Metazoa; Arthropoda; Insecta; Lepidoptera; Pieridae
Gene: Zw10
Product: centromere/kinetochore protein zw10 homolog
Exons: 5
Coding region: 29-2236 (735 amino acids)
Biological process (GO): endoplasmic reticulum to Golgi vesicle-mediated transport; mitotic spindle assembly checkpoint signaling
Cellular component (GO): RZZ complex
Source: RefSeq, a predicted model, not a curated record